Candoia aspera is the source of this 1307-nucleotide messenger RNA. RefSeq names its product chromosome 4 C7orf57 homolog (gene C4H7orf57). Lineage: Eukaryota; Metazoa; Chordata; Lepidosauria; Squamata; Candoiidae. The record is from RefSeq and is a predicted model, not a curated record. The transcript is spliced from 9 exons. Bases 1 to 834 code for a protein of 277 amino acids.
AUGAGGAAAAUUAUGGAACAAAUUGGAAGUAAUACUGAUGAUUGGUAUUAUCACGUGCCCCUGAAACAAUCAGAGGAACAAGUUAACUCAGAAGUUUCACAACAGCCAGCAUCUCAGAUCCCAGGUCUAGGUGAUUUUGGAGAUCUCCACAGUGACAUUACCUUUGGGGGUCGAAGAAAGUGGAUCAAAGAUACUGAUUCAGAAUAUGUAAAACUGGCAAAGCAAGGAGGUCGACCAGAUUUACUGAGACAUUUUACUCCUACUCCACGAAAAGUAUCCCUGGGGUCUUACGGUGCACCUGAGUGGUACUCACAUCAUAGCAAACAAGCAUCGGCCGAUGAGUCUAAACCUCGUGUGCCAGCAGUGCCAGACUACAUGGUUCAUGAAGAGUUUAAGGUCGAUCAACCACCUACCUAUGAACCUAAAAGGGGUCCUUUUGAUUUUGAUAUGAAAAGUGUUUGGCAAAGGGAUGCUGAAGACAAAGAGAACAGAGAGAAAAGAGAGGAAAAUGGAGUACAAGUUGAGAGCUCUCUAGGCGGUAUGAAAGAAGAGAUAAAACUUCCUGCUAUUACACCAAGAUACCCACACAGAACACAGCAACCUAUCACAACUAAAGAAUUCCAUGGAGGAAACAGACUUUACUUUCCUCCAAUGCCUGCUCAUAAAAAAAAUGAACCUGUAAAUUUCAGCAAACUGAUUAGUAGUGGUUAUGGUGAUGAGUGGCUUCAGCAACGUGAUGAGUGGGAGAAAAAGAAUACUCAACCUAAUGAUUCUCUUCUUCCUCCAAAUUCAGAGACAUCCCAGCCAGAAGCAACACAAACAGAAAUUGAGUAAAAGCCGGUACUUCAUAGAAGUGCCACAAUUCUGUUGCUAUUUCCAAACAGCACUGCGUGCAGAAAACUAUCAUACAGCUUAGGAAGCAGGCUCCAAUAGUUACCUGCUAAACCGACUACUGCUAAGGUUUGCCUAGUCUUCUAAAGCCACACGUAUUGCUUGAGAGCCAGUGAGCAAUAGCAUCCCUACAGUCAUAGGACGCAGUUAAUAUAAGCUGUGCUUUGACAUUGAACUUUCGAAGAGAGUAUAGGGGAACAAAAGAAUGAGACCAGUUGGAGCUUUACAGUGCUGACUCUUAUUUUUGUAUGUUUCCAAGUAAAAGCUAAUUCUUGUGAUUUUCUAUGUAUAAAUUUAAUGCCGGUAUAUAUUGACAAUGAAAUUAUUUUUCAGAAUAUUGGAUUGUAUUGAUAGUUUUAGACACCAUUUAUAUUUUGUUCUGCUUUAUAUUUCCCAUAUAAAUGUAUAUAAAUACU